This is a messenger RNA of Meyerozyma guilliermondii ATCC 6260, 1719 nucleotides long. RefSeq lists its product as uncharacterized. Gene Ontology annotation, molecular function: ATP hydrolysis activity; single-stranded DNA helicase activity; ATP binding. Gene Ontology annotation, cellular component: nucleus. NCBI's taxonomy places the organism in Eukaryota, Fungi, Ascomycota, Pichiomycetes, Serinales, Debaryomycetaceae. Bases 1 to 1719 code for a protein of 572 amino acids. The record is from RefSeq and is a predicted model, not a curated record. The transcript has a single exon. Gene Ontology annotation, biological process: DNA-templated DNA replication; regulation of DNA repair.
AUGUCAUACUGCAUUAGACAAUGCACUGUAGUGAAUAACUCUAGGCAUUCAAUUUCAUCUAAAAUCAAUUUGAAUCAAAAAUUGAAUUCAAUUACUAGAUCUUACUACUCUAAUCUUGCUUCAUCCGUUUAUCAUCUAAUCCAAACUCCUACAUUAAUUCACUCCAUCCAUUUGCACCCAUUCGCACUCUUAUCUUUCGCAUCUUUCGCAUUUCGCACCUUUCAUCUUUCUAUGGAUGAUGAUCUCAACAGACCCCUAACAGAACUAGUGCGGCCCUCCUCUCUACACCAAUAUAUUGGCCAGAACCACCUCACAAACCACCGCAAUGGGGCAAUUACCAACUUUAUUCGUCUAGGAUAUUUGCCCUCAAUGAUCCUUCAUGGUCCUCCGGGCGUCGGCAAGACAACUUUGGCAUCGAUUAUUGCAAAGGAAGCGGGCUACGUUAUGGUGGAAUUGUCGGCUACUGAUGCUACCGUGUCUACAAUACGACGAUUACUGAACGAAAUAAGGGACGAAAAUCGAAAACGAACUAAACUCGGUACUCCACAUUUACGAGUAUGCGUUUUUAUCGACGAAAUCCACAGAUUUUCCAAAGUUCAGCAGGAUUUUCUUCUUCCGUUUGUAGAAGAAGGGUUGUUUGUGUUUUUGGGUGCCACAACUUUCAACCCUGCGACAAGACUACGUCCGGCGAUUCGGUCUCGGUGCCAGUUGUUCAAGCUCAACGAGCUCACAAAAGACGAAGUGAAAAGCGUUCUAAAGAAGGCAGCUUUGUACGAAAAUGUUCGUCGUAGAAUAGUCUACGGAAAACAGUUUCUUUCGUUCUCUUCUGAAGUGCUCAACCACAUUAUCAACACUUGCAAAGGCGACGCACGCUCGGCCGUCAAUAUGAUAGAAAUGGUCAGUAUCAAUUUGUCCAGUGAUGCACACAAAUAUACCGGCACCUACGACCCUAUAGUGGUAACCUCGGAGCUGGUAGAUACUUUCUUGAAGGAAUUGCACCGGCAGAACGGCGGACUAAAUCAUGUCGAAAACAAUGGUCUUCUUGUGCACUUUUUCAGCACCAUCAAUGAGUGUAAACCAAAACCCAAAAAACGAAAAACCAUAGUUGACGAUUCCAAAAUCAGAAGAACAUUUCGUGAACGAAUGGACUACUCGGACGACGAAUAUCAAGACGCUGAAAGGUCUUUCGAUGGCUCGGACUUGAUCACCAAGACGGAAUAUUUAAAGGUGAAAGCAAUAAAGAUUUUAUUGCAACUUUUGCACAGGGGAGAGUCUCCUCUUUUCAUUGCAAAGCAAUUGGUUAUUUUUACUGUGCUCUACACGGAUUGUGACUACUCUAUACUCCGCCAAACCCUCUCAAUAGUCAAAGCUUUUGAGGUUUCUGAUGUGAUCCAUGUUCUUUCAGAUUGUGUCGAAAGGCUAGUGGAAUGUCCAAAGCGUGAUACAUCAAAAAAGGACCCGUUUCUAUCUUUCAAGAGCACCUUACAAUUUUUGAAAAAGUCGACAAGAUUUAAUUCGAGUUUUCAACCACAGGCCGAACAAUUCUUCCCAGUUGAAUACGAUUUAGAAUUGGUCGACUCGCUCCUUCAACCCCCGCAAAUAAGUUCUGGUGAUGAGAACCAGGUUUUUCCCGUCACAAAUGCAGAUGAGUUGGGCGAUAUGUACUCGGUGGGCACGCCAAUCACAAACACAAAUAUUUUUGAAAACGAGGACAAAUGA